Fibroporia radiculosa is the source of this 900-nucleotide messenger RNA. RefSeq lists its product as uncharacterized. Gene Ontology annotation, molecular function: peptidase activity. Lineage: Eukaryota; Fungi; Basidiomycota; Agaricomycetes; Polyporales; Fibroporiaceae. Gene Ontology annotation, biological process: proteolysis. The record is from RefSeq and is a predicted model, not a curated record. The transcript has 2 exons. The coding region runs from base 1 to 900 and encodes 299 amino acids.
AUGUCUCCUGAACACCCUCGUAUCUCGGAGGGGUCUAUGCCCUUCGUUGUACAUGGAGAGACACAUUACACCUGGUACAAAAUCGUCGGCGACUUGAGUGAUAGGACGCGUACUCCCCUCGUCGUCCUACAUGGCGGUCCAGGCUUCACCCACGACUACCUCCUCCCCAACCAAGACCUCGCCACAAUUGCAUCCAUCCCGAUCAUUUUCUACGACCAGAUCGGCAACGGCCGUUCCACGCACCUCCGUGACAAGCCCCAGUCGUUUUGGACUAUCGAUCUUUUCGUCGAUGAGUUUUUGAAUCUCGUCCGCCACUUCGCUAUUGAGGAUAACUUCGAUAUCCUGGGCCACUCAUGGGGAGGGAUGUUGGGUGCGGAGAUUGAGGUGCGGCGUCAGCCCGCAGGGCUCCGCCGACUCAUCAUCGCCGAUAGCCCUGCGGCGAUGAGUCUAUGGCAAGAGUCUCAGGUGCUACUCAAGUCGCGUCUUCCCGAGGGCGAGCAGGCCGCGCUGGCUGCAGGGCCUGCAGCUGACAAGGAAAAGUUCGUUGAGGCAAUGGAACACUUUCAUGGCUUGUUUGGCUGCAAGGUGAAGCCAACGCCGCAGGAGUUGCUUUACUCGAGACAACAGUCCGAUCCUGAGACGGGAGACAGGACGGUAGCAGACGCAAUGGUGAAAGGAGACCUCGGGCAGUGGUCAAUCGUCGCAAGAUUGUCUCACGUUCGAGUACCGACUCUUCUUAUCAAUGGACGCGACGAUUUCGCGCAGGAUUUUACGUGCAAGCCGUAUUUUGAUGGGAUCCCCAAAGUGCGAUGGUACACGUUUGAGGGAUCUAGUCAUACGCCGUUCUGGGAAGAGCGAGGGCGAUAUAUGCUAUUUGUGGCUGAUUUUUUGAAUAUGUGA